Molecule: messenger RNA, 3167 nt
Organism: Musa acuminata subsp. malaccensis (wild Malaysian banana)
Lineage: Eukaryota; Viridiplantae; Streptophyta; Magnoliopsida; Zingiberales; Musaceae
Product: probable LRR receptor-like serine/threonine-protein kinase At1g67720
Biological process (GO): protein phosphorylation
Molecular function (GO): ATP binding; protein binding; protein kinase activity
Source: RefSeq, a predicted model, not a curated record
GAUCCUUUCCCACUUCGCACCCUCUUUACAGCUUCCGUCGAUUUAUGGUAUCGUUCUCCCUCUCGGUUCCCCUUUCCUUUCCUUCUUUCCCACUUCGAAUGCUCUUUACAGCCUCCGCCUAUUUAUCGACUCUCGUUUCCCCUUCCCUUUCAUUCUUUCCCACUUCGAACCCUCUUUACAGCUUCCGUCUAUUUAUCGGCUCCCUUCUCCCUCCCUUUUCCGCUUUCCUUUCAUUCGCCCUUGCAGCGAGCCGGCGUGCGAUGUGGCCUGGCUUGGGGAAUGGCGAGGCUCGUUCAUCUCGUCGUCUUCAAUCUCCUCCUCCUCUUCGUCGUCUGCAGUGCUCAGAUGCCUGGUUUUGUCAGUAUUGACUGUGGAGGCAGCGAAACAUAUACUGAUUAUAUUGGACUGGUGUGGACACCUGAUAGUCAAUUUAUUUAUGGUGAAGCAGCUAAUAUAUCAGUUCCAAAUGAGAACCGCAAGCAAUAUAAGACAGUGCGGUACUUCCCAGCAGAUAAUAGAAAGUACUGCUACACAUUCAAUGUCACAAUCAGGACACGGUACCUCGUGCGAACAAGCUUCUUAUAUGGGAACUUUGACAGAAGUAAUGUUUAUCCAAAAUUUGACAUUUCAAUUGGUGCAAGUCAUUGGUCAACCAUUGUUAUCUACGAUGAGAAAGCCAUUGUGACACAAGAGGCCGUUAUCCUAGCUUCUUUUCCUACAGUUAGCAUUUGUUUGUCUAAUGCUACAACUGGACAGCCUUUUAUUUCUACCAUCGAGCUUCGGCAAUUCAAUGGUUCACUCUAUCACACAGAAUUUGAAACUCAGUUUUUCUUGAGUCUAUCUGCAAGACUAAAUUUUGGAGCUGACAAUAAUGGAUCUAUCAGGUACCCAGAUGAUCCUUACGAUCGAAUUUGGGAAUCUGACUCUUUGAAGAGGCCAAACUACCUUGUCGAUGUUGCUCCUGGAACUGAAAGAAUAUCGACUGCUAUGCCUAUAGAUGUCAAUAAUGAUGAAAGGCCACCUGUAAAGGUUAUGCAAACAGCUGUAGUGGGGCAAAAUGGAACCUUGAACUAUCGGCUUAACUUGAAUGGUUUUCCAGGGUAUGGUUGGGCAUUUUGUUAUUUUGCAGAAAUUGAAGAGUUAGGAGUGAAUGAAAUUAGGAAAUUUAAGCUAGUGCUUCCAGGGAAUAAGGAACUAACUCGUCUCAUUGUGAAUGUCCAAGAAAAUGCUCAAGGGAAGUAUCGGUUAUAUGAACCAGGAUCAUAUAAUAUAAGCCUCCCUUUUGUCUUGUCGUUUGCUUUUAAGCAAACUAAUGAUUCAUCCAGGGGACCCAUCUUAAAUGCUUUGGAGAUUUACAAGUACAUGGGGAUACAUUAUGGCUCAAUGGAUGCAUCAACCAUGCAAAGUUUCACAUCACAUUACCCACAAGCAGUUUGGGCGCAAGAAGGCGGGGAUCCAUGCUUACCAGCUCCAUGGUCCUGGGUGCAAUGUAAUUCAGAUCCACAACCAAGAAUUGUUUCAAUUGAAUUAUCAAAGAAAAAUUUGACAGGAGAUAUACCUUUGGAACUUGCUAACUUAACAGGCUUGGUCGAGUUGUGGCUUGAUGGGAACAUGCUUACUGGUCCAAUACCUGAACUUGGUGGAUGCUUGAAUCUGAAAGACAUUCACCUUGAGAACAAUAAGUUAACCGGCGAUUUGCCAUCAUCAUUGGUGGGCCUACCAAGUUUAAAGGAACUGUAUGUGCAGAACAAUAUGCUGUCCGGAACAGUGCCCACUGGUCUUCUCGGCAAAAAUAUUGUUUUUAUGUACUCUGGAAAUGCAUAUCUUGAUGGGGAAAAAAAUAGCAAGAGGCACAUUAUAAUUGUUUUGUGCUGUGUUUUUGGAUUUUCUGUGCUGCUUGCGGCUGUUCUUGCCUACUUAUUUGCACACAGAAAAAGAGAGUUACUUUCAGGAAAAGAUGAUCUUGCCACCGUCCUACCACUUCAGAAGCAAAGUGCUUCCUUCAGUGAACUUGGUACUGACGUAGCCCAUCGAUACAUGUUGUCCGAAAUUAAAUGUGCCACAGAGAAUUUUGCAAAAAAAGUUGGUUUUGGAGGUUAUGGGACUGUAUAUUAUGGAAAGAUGACAAACGGAAAGGAAAUUGCCGUGAAAGUCCUUACAAAUGAUUCUUGUCAGGGGAACCGGCAAUUCUCAAUUGAGGUGUCCCUGCUUUCCAGAAUACAUCACAGGAACCUGGUACAAUUUCUAGGUUACUGCCAGCAAGAGGGGAAGAACAUCCUUGUCUAUGAGUUUAUGCAUAAUGGAACUUUGAAAGAGCACCUUCACGGUUCUGCAUCUCAGAGACAACAUAUUAGUUGGAUUAAGCGUCUUGAGAUUGCUGAAGAUGUUGCAAAAGGCAUUGAGUAUCUCCAUACUGGCUGUUCUCCGGCCAUAAUCCACAGGGAUCUGAAGACCAGCAAUAUUCUUUUGGACAAGAACAUGAGAGCAAAAGUUUCAGAUUUCGGUCUUUCAAAGCCUGCUGCAGACGAAUCCCAUGUCUCAAGCGUUGUUCGAGGGACUUUGGGCUACUUAGACCCUGAGUAUUACACCUCACAGCAAUUAACAGUAAAGAGUGAUGUUUAUAGUUAUGGCAUUAUCCUUCUGGAGCUUAUUUCUGGUCAAGAGCCGAUAUCUAACACAAGUUUUGGCGAGAGCUUCCGAAACAUAAGUCCGUGGGCAAAGUUUCAUUGUGAGAGCGGAGAAAUCGAGGCUAUCAUCGACCCAUCACUUGGGGAUGAUUACAAUGACAUCCAGUCAGUGUGGAAGGUUGCCGAAGUGGCAGUGAGAUGCGUCAACCGGGAAAUGAGAAACAGGCCAGCCAUGUCCGAAGUGCUCAAGGAGAUCCAAGAGGCUAUCGCACUGGAGCACGCUCCGGCGAACACACAACCCAACAAUUUCUUUGGUGAAGUUUACUUGGACGCAUUGAACAAUCCUGGACCCGAUGCUUAUUCUAGUGAUUCCUUUACCCAGCCAGAGCUCCGCUAGUGCUGACCGUACCUGAUGUGCUUCCAUAUUUUUAUGAUUUUGUUCAUAACUAGGAUUGGAAAACAGUGUAAUUCAAAUUUUGAGUAGUUUGUGAUCAUAAUUUAGACAUAUAACAAGUGUUCAUGUCAUGACGAAUGUGCAAC